GGAAGUGUGUUUCAUUCCCUGGACGAAUAUCAGAAGGCUAAAGAAUAUUACGAGAAAGCACUUGCCAUCGCGAUAGAAAUUGGCGACAGAAAAGAAGAAGGAAAAAGCUGCAGGAACCUCGGAACUGUGUUUUGUUCCCUUAGCGAAUAUGAGAACGCUAAAGAGUAUCACGAGAAAGCACUUGCCAUCGCGAUAGAAAUUGGUGACAGAGAAGGAGAAGGAAUAGCAUACGCGAACCUCGGAAGUGUGUUUCAUUCCCUGGGCGAAUAUCAGAAGGCUAAAGAAUAUCAAGAGGAAGCACUUGCCAUCGCGAUAGAAAUUGGUGACAGAAAAGGAGAAGGAACAGCAUACGGGAACUUCGGAAAUGUGUUUCAUUCCCUUGGCGAUUAUCAGAAGGCUAAAGAAUAUCAAGAGAAAGCACUUGCCAUCAUGAUAGAAAUUGGCGACAGAAAAGAAGAAGGAACAGCAUACGGGAACCUCGGAAGUGUGUUUCAUUCCCUUGGCGAUUAUCAGAAGGCUAAAGAAUAUUGCGAGAAAGCACUUGCCAUUGCGAUAGAAAUUGGCGACAGAAAAGGAGAAGGAAAAAGCUGCGGGAACCUCGGAAGUGUGUUUCUUUCCCUUGGCGAAUAUCAGAAGGCUAAAGAAUAUCACGAGAAAGCACUUGCCAUCGCGAUAGAAAUUGGCGACAGAAAAGAAGAAGGAAGAAGCUGCGGGAACCUCGGGACUGUGUUUCGUUCCCUUGGCGAAUAUGAGAACGCUAAAGAAUAUCACGAGAAAGCACUUGCCAUCGCGAUAGAAAUUGGUGACAGAGAAGGAGAAGGAAUAGCAUACGCGAACCUCGGAAGUGUGUUUCAUUCCCUGGGCGAAUAUCAGAAGGCUAAAGAAUAUCAAGAGGAAGCACUUGCCAUCGCGAUAGAAAUUGGUGACAGAAAAGGAGAAGGAACAGCAUACGGGAACGUCGGAAAUGUGUUUCAUUCCCUUGGCGAAUAUCAGAAGGCUAAAGAAUAUCAAGAGAAAGCACUUGCCAUCAUGAUAGAAAUUGGCGACAGAAAAGAAGAAGGAACAGCAUACGGGAACCUCGGAAGUGUGUUUCAUUCCCUUGGCGAUUAUCAGAAGGCUAAAGAAUAUUGCGAGAAAGCACUUGCCAUCGCGAUAGAAAUUGGCAACAGAAAAAAAGAAGGAAUGAUAUACAACAACCUCGGAGCUGUGUUUCUUUCCCUUGGCGAAUAUCAGAAGGCUAAAGAAUAUUGCGAGAAAGCACUUGCCAUCAUGAUAGAAAUUGCCGACAGAGAAGAAGGAAUAAUAUACAACAACAUCGGAAGUGUGUUUUAUUCCCUUGGCGAAUAUCAGAAGGCUAAAGAAUAUCACGAGAAAGCACUUGCCAUCGCGAUAGAAAUUGGCAACAGAAAAGGAGAAGGAACAGCAUACGCGAACCUCGGAAGUGUGUUUCAUUCCCUGGGCGAAUAUCAGAAGGCUAAAGUAUAUCAAGAGAAAGCACUUGCCAUCAGGAUAGAAAUUGGCGACAGAAAAGGAGAAGGAACAGCAUACGGGAACCUCGGAAGUGUGUUUCGUUGCCUUGGCGGAAAUCAGAAGGCUAAAGAAUAUUUCGAGAAAGCACUUGCCAUCAGGAUAGAAAUUGGCGAAAGGGAAGAAGAAGGAACAGCAUACGGGAACCUCGGAAGUGUGUUUAUUUCCUUUGGCGAUUAUCAUAAGGCUAAAGAAUAUCACGAGAAAGCACUUGCCAUCGCGAUAGAAAUUGGCAACAGAAAAAAAGAAGGAAUGAUAUACAACAACCUCGGAGCUGUGUUUCUUUCCCUUGGCGAAUAUCAGAAGGCUAAAGAAUAUUGCGAGAAAGCACUUGCCAUCAUGAUAGAAAUUGGCGACAGAGAAGAAGGAAUAACAUACAACAACCUCGGAAGUGUGUUUUAUUCCCUUGGCGAAUAUCAGAAGGCUAAAGAAUAUCAAGAGAAAGCACUUGCCAUCGCGAUAGAAAUUGGCAACAGAAAAGGAGAAGGAACAGCAUACGAGAAACUCGAAAAUGUGUUUCUUUCCCCGGGCGAAUAUCAGAAGGCUAAAGAAUAUCACGAGAAAGCACUUGCCACCGUGAUAGAAAUUGGCAACAGAAAAGGAGAAGGAACAGCAUACGAGAACCUCGGAAGUGCGUUUCUUUCCCUUGGCGAAUAUCAGAAGGCUAAAGAAUAUUACGAGAAAGCACUUCCCAUCGCGAUAGAAAUUGGUGACAGAAAAGGAGAAGGAACAGCUUACAGGAACCUCGGAAGUGUGUUUCAUUCCCUGGACGAAUAUCAGAAGGCUAAAGAAUAUUACGAGAAAGCACUUGCCAUCGCGAUAGAAAUUGGUGACAGAAAAGGAGAAGGAUUAGCAUACACGAACCUCGGAAGUGUGUUUCAUUCCCUGGGCGAAUAUCAGAAGGCUAAAGAAUAUCAAGAGGAAGCACUUGCCAUCGCGAUAGAAAUUGGUGACAGAAAUGGAGAAGGAACAGCAUACGGGAACCUCGGAAAUGUGUUUCAUUCCCUUGGCGAUUAUCAGAAGGCUAAAGAAUAUCAAGAGAAAGCACUUGCCAUCAUGAUAGAAAUUGGCGACAGAAAAGAAGAAGGAACAGCAUACGGGAACCUCGGAAUUGUGUUUCAUUCCCUUGGCGAUUAUCAGAAGGCUAAAGAAUAUUGCGAGAAAGUACUUGCCAUUGCGAUAGAAAUUGGCGACAGAAAAGGAGAAGGAGAAAGCUGCGGGAACCUCGGAAGUGUGUUUCUUUCCCUUGGCGAAUAUCAGAAGGCUAAAGAAUAUCACGAGAAAGCACUUGCCAUCGCGAUAGAAAUUGGCGACAGAAAAGAAGAAGGAACAACAUACGGGAACCUCGGAAGUGUGUUUCAUUCCCUUGGCGAUUAUCAGAAGGCUAAAGAAUAUCACGAGAAAGCACUUGCCAUCAUGAUAGAAAUUGGCGAAAGGGAAGAAGAAGGAACAGCAUACGGGAACCUCGGAAGUGUGUUUCGUUCCCUGGGCGAUUAUCAGAAGGCUAAAGAAUAUCACGAGAAAGCACUUGCCAUCAUGAUAGAAAUUGGCGAAAGGGAAGAAGAAGGAACAGCAUACGGGAACCUCGGAAAUGUGUUUCAUUCCCUUGGCGAUUAUCAGAAGGCUAAAGAAUAUCACGAGAAAGCACUUGCCAUCAUGAUAAAAAUUGGCAACAGAAAAAAAGAAGGAAAAAUAUACAACAACCUCGGAAAUGUGUUUUAUUCCCUUGGCGAAUAUCAGAAGGCUAAAGAAUAUCACGAGAAAGCACUUGCCAUCACGAUAGAAAUUGGCGACAGAGAAGAAGAAGGAACAGCAUACAGGAACCUCGGAAGUGUGUUUCUUUCCCUUGGCGGAUAUCAGAAGGCUAAAGAAUAUAAAGAGAAAGCACUUACCAUCGCGAUAGAAAUUGGCGACAGAAAAGGAGAAGGAACAGCAUACGGGAACCUCGGAAGUGUGUUUCAUUCCCUGGGCGAAUAUCAGAAGGCUAAAGAAUAUAAAGAGAAAGCACUUGCCAUUGCGAUAGAAAUUGGCGACAGAAAAGGAGAAGGAAGAGCAUACGGGAACCUCGGAAAUGUGUUUUAUUCCCUUAGCGAAUAUCAGAAGGCUAAAGAAUAUUACGAGAAAGCACUUGCCAUCGUGAUAGAAAUUGGCGACAGAAAAGGAGAAGGAACAGUAUACGGGAACCUCGGAAAUGUGUUUCGUUCCCUGGGCGAAUAUCAGAAGGCUAAAGAAUAUUAAGAGAAAGCACUUGCCAUCGCGAUAGAAAUUGGCGACAGAAAAGGAGAAGGAACAAUAUACGGGAACCUCGGAAUAGUGUUUUGUUGGCUGAACGAAUAUCAGAGGGCUAAAGAAUAUUACGAGAAAGCACUUGCCAUCGCGAUAGAAAUUGGCGACGGUGUAAAAGAAGGAAGAAGCUACUUGAACUUCGGAAAGUUGAUUGAAUCCUUUGGCGAAGAUCAGAAGGCUAAAGAGUAUGGAGAGAAAGGGCUUGCCAUCGCAAUAAAAUUUGGCGACAGAAAAGGAGAAUGUCUCGCACGCCUCCUUCUUGGAACAAUUUACCAAAAACGUCAUCAAAAUCGGGCAGCUAAAGAACAUUUGGACAAAGCAGUCGGCAUCAGUAUAACACUUGGUGACAGAAUACUAGAGGCCUGUGCCACUGUAGGUUUGGCAGUUGUCUCUGCUUCUGUGAAUGACAGUCAGAAGGCAAAAGAGCAAUGUGAGAAGGUGCUUACAAUCACCAGAGAAUGUGACGAUAGAGAUUUAGAAGCUAUUGUUUACCUAAACCUUGGACUUGUAUUCCGAUUGUUUGGUGAAUAUGGCAAGGCAGCAGAUUAUGUAGAGAAAGCUUGUUCCAUAGGCAGCCAUAUUGGAGACAAAUUAAUUGAGUUUCACAGCCUUUGUAGUAUUACUUUGUUAAAGUUGUUACAGUCAGAGGAUGCGGAGGCAAUUGAAUAUCUUUUUCAAUGCAUUGGAAAAUAUGAACAAAUUCGAACUCUUCUGAAAGGAAACAGUGAACUUCAAAUGUCUUUGUUGGAGAAAUACGGUACUUUUCCCCACCAGUUAUUAACUGAUAUCCAUUGCAAUGCCGGAAAAUUUCGAGAUGCUCUCUAUGUUGAGGAGCUGGGACGAGCAAGAAUCCUCACAGAAUUCAUGGCAGACAAGUAUUUCGCUGAAAGUCACAUCUCAGCUGAUCCACGAUCAUGGUUCGGCAUUGAAAACGUCGUGAAAAGAGAAAGUAACUGUGUUUUUUUGUACAUUUCGUAUAGAGAUCGGCAAGUUCUUCUCUGGGUAUUGAAAACAAAUGGAGACAUUUUCUUUCGAAUCACAGACGAAAUGAAAGUAGACAAUCUUAUUGCUGAGCAAGUUUGCGAAGUAGAAGGAAUCUUCAAAAAGAGCGCCGCCUGCUUUGGUGUUUUACCGGAAGCGAACUGCGAAGACCGAUCGCUGGAUGACAACGUGACGACAUCUCUUCAUGAAGAGAGCCAAGCAAAUUUUCGAGGUGACGAAACCAAAGAUACCGGAAGAAGUCAUCAUUUGUGCUACGAAUGGAUCAUCGCACCUGUGGCAGAUUUACUAACAGAGCCCGAAAUCAUCAUUGUACCGGAUCGUUUUUCGUACCGAGUCCCAUUUGCUGCCUUGCGUGAUGGACCAGCCGGAAAGUAUUUAUCGGAGAAGUACAGAAUACGCAUCGUCCCUUCACUGACAACUCUCCGGCUAAUUCAAGAAUGUCCAGCAGACUAUCACAGUCAAACUGAUGCACUGGUUGCGGGUGAUCCUACGGUUGGCAAAGUGCAUUACAAUGGACGUCUCACUGAUAUUACACCAUUGUUCUGUGCAAAUAAGGAAGCAGAGAUAGUUGGUCAACUGCUGGGCGUUCAGCCUUUGUUAGGAAGUCGCGCAACAAAGCACGCGGUUCUUCAAGCAAUACCCUCAGUGAGUCUGAUACAUCUUGCCGCACAUGGAGAUGCCAAAAGAGGAGAGAUUGCUCUCUCUCCUGAACGUACUACUGACAGUAUUCCACAAGAGGAAGACUACCUCCUAACAAUGUCCGACAUUGAAGGAGUUCAAGUGCGAGCUAAACUGGUGGUACUCAGCUGUUGUCACAGUGGGCGUGGACUGAUUAAAAAGGAAGGAGUUAUUGGAAUCGCGCGAGCAUUCUUAGCAUCCGGUGCACGUUCAGUGUUGGUAGCAUCGUGGGCUGUAGAAGACAAAGCAACAGCGAACCUCAUGAAACAUUUCUAUAAACACCUUGUUCGUGGAGAAAGUGCCAGUGAAUCUCUUCACCAGGCUGUACAAUGGUUGAGAAGCAAUGGUUUCCCCAAACCUUUCCAAUGGGCUCCGUUUGUGCUGAUGGGGGAUAACGUGACAUUUGAUAUUAUGAAAAAAGGGUAA
This is a messenger RNA of Pocillopora meandrina, 5919 nucleotides long. NCBI's taxonomy places the organism in Eukaryota, Metazoa, Cnidaria, Anthozoa, Scleractinia, Pocilloporidae. The record is from the annotation of a GenBank genome assembly.